AUGGCGUCAGGCUUAGCCUCAAAGUUUGAGAUCAACGCCGACAUGGGCGAAGGCUUCGGCCGUUGGAAGAUGGGCCCCGACGAGGAGCUGAUGCCCUACAUCGACGCCGCUAACAUCGCAUGCGGCUUCCACGCCGGCGACCCAUCCAUCAUGCACAAGACCAUUUCCCUUUGCAAGCAACACGGCGUCAAGGCCGGCGCGCACCCAGGCCUCGCCGACCUCCUCGGCUUCGGCCGUCGCAAGAUGGAAAUCGACCCCAAGGACAUGUACUGCAUGGUGCUCUACCAAGUCGGCGCCCUCAAGGCGAUGCUCGACGCGCAGGGCGUGCCGCUUGCGCACAUCAAGCCGCAUGGCGAGCUCUUCUUCUACAUGCAGCGCGAUCUGGCUAUCAUGCGUGCUGUGCUCGAGGCAUGCGCUACCUUUAAAGUACCCGUGUACGGCGCGUGGAACGCGGCGCAGGCGGAGAUGUGCGCGGAGCUCGGGGUCGAGUUCCAGGGGGAAGUAUAUGUUGAUAUUGACUACUCACCGGAGGGGGCAUUGUUGCCCGUGGCGAAGUCACAGCCGGCGACGCCGGAGAGGUGCUAUGAGAGGGCGAAGAGAGCGAUGGUGACGGAUUUAGGGGCGGACUCGGAGGGGACCAAGUUUAGUUUCGGUUUCAAGGGCAAGGCUUUUAGUAUUUGCAUCCAUUCGGAUAUGCCGACUGUAAUGGAUAAUGUCAAGGGGGUGCGCAGAGCUGUGGACGAGGCAAACAAGGAGGUGUUUAGUUGA
Messenger RNA from Colletotrichum gloeosporioides, 768 nucleotides. RefSeq names its product Lactam utilization protein lamB. Lineage: Eukaryota; Fungi; Ascomycota; Sordariomycetes; Glomerellales; Glomerellaceae. Gene Ontology annotation, biological process: carbohydrate metabolic process. The record is from RefSeq and is a predicted model, not a curated record. Bases 1 to 768 code for a protein of 255 amino acids. The transcript is spliced from 2 exons.